Messenger RNA from Mesitornis unicolor (brown roatelo), 615 nucleotides. Its product is annotated as WD repeat-containing protein 3-like. The record is from RefSeq and is a predicted model, not a curated record. Gene Ontology annotation, molecular function: protein binding; snoRNA binding. Lineage: Eukaryota; Metazoa; Chordata; Aves; Mesitornithiformes; Mesitornithidae. The annotation marks the transcript as partial. The transcript is spliced from 5 exons. Gene Ontology annotation, cellular component: Pwp2p-containing subcomplex of 90S preribosome; small-subunit processome. Gene Ontology annotation, biological process: maturation of SSU-rRNA.
GUUCUUAUCCUUAAGGGUCUCAAGCAGGAGGUCAGUUUCCUCUGCCCCUCUCCAGAUGGUUUGCACUUGGCUGUUGGGUAUGAAGAUGGAUCAAUUCGUAUCUUCAGCCUCCUAAGCGGAGAAGCAGAUAUCACCUUCAAUGGACACAAGGCUGCAGUGACAGCCCUGCAGUAUGACCAUCUGGGUGGCCGGCUGGUGUCUGGCUCAAAGGAUACAGAUGUCAUCAUGUGGGAUGUCAUCAAUGAGAGUGGUCUGUACCGGCUGAAAGGACACAAGGAUGCUGUCACUCAAGUCCUUUUUGUGAAGGAGAAGAACCUGCUGGUCACCAGUGGCAAAGACACGUUGGUGAAGUGGUGGGAUCUGGACACUCAGCACUGCUUCAAAACUCUGGUUGGACAUCGUUCUGAGGUUUGGGGGAUGUCUUUGAUAUCCGAAGAGAAGCGUUUGAUCACUGGGAGUGCUGACAGUGAGCUGAGGGUGUGGGAUAUCACGUACAUCCAGGAGGUGAAAGACCCUGAUGAGCCGGAAUCCAAGAAAAGCAAAGGAUCUUCACUUGUAGCAGAAGAAAACACUGAAGAAGAUGAGACCCUGGAAUUGGAUGAGCAUCCUGAGGAA